UCGUUUGCGCUUCAAAACGUGAGUUUUGAUGUUUGUGUUUCUUCUUAUUCACUCGUCUAGACCACAGAGACGUAACGCAAGGGUUUGGUGGCGUUUUCUUCAGCUAUUUUGUCAGCGUAACAAGAAAUAAACUUAGAGCUGAAAUCUGGGAGAGCCAAUGGAGCUCAAUUGUAUGGAUGCAGAUGAGGCACGAUGCUAGCUAGCUAACUAGCUCCUAAGGACAUGGUGAGCAUCAACGCUAUCCUUUGCCUCCAGUGAAGAACAGCUACAGGAAGUCGAUCUACUGAUAUGGAAGGCAACGGAGAGAUCAGCGACACUGACAGCGGCAUCAUCCUUCAUUCAGGCUCUGACAGCCCGACGACGCAUACGAAGGAUGUGAACACACACACUCGAGCCAUGAAACUGAAACACCAGGCUCUCCAAGACCGACUGGAGUGCUGCUUACUGGAGCUGAAGAAACUCUGCAUCCGUGAAGCUGAGUUGACAGGACGGCUGUCAGAUGAUUACCCUCUGCUGCCUGGAGAGAAGCCUCCACAGAUUCACAGACGUAUUGGAGCUGCUUUUAAACUGGAUGCACAAAGCAUCCCACGGGGAGCGGAGGAGUCAGAACUGAGCAUAGUGGAUGCUGAGUUGGCGCUUCAGAUGAAAAUAUACGAGGCAGCACGCAGGCUCUGCGAGGAGGAUCACCUGAGUAAGGCUGUUAGAAAGAGUCGUUUGCAGCAGUGCAAGAGGGAGGAGAAGAAACUCAAGCAACUACAAGAGACGGCCUUUCAGCUGCGACUAGAGCACGGCCGAUCAUCACCACUUCCUGCUUUUAAUAUUACACAACAAGAUCUGGGUACAUCUGAUGACAGCUCCCUGUCUGAUUCUGUAGUGCAAGAUGAAGAGGUGGCAAGCCAAUCAUCACAGCCAUCCUCAGGACUCCCUUAUCCAGUAGAGACUGAUCCUCCCCAGCCUCCCCCACAGUUCUCCGUUGACGGCUCCUACAUGUCUCCAUCUGUGACUUCACAACCCACGCCGCUGACCCCGAGUCAGUCUCCUCACCCGCGUCUUGACUCUCCGCUGAGUUUCAGCUCAAGCCCAGCAUGCGAUGCUCCACCCAUCCAACACUCCCCGUGGACAGAGUCUAGUCUGGACCAACCCUACCAGAAGAGCAAGAAGUCGCGCUCUUCCAUCAAGACGAGCAGUCCGGCCAAAAGUGAGCUGUUGCCACCGUUGGAGACAUGCUUAGCCCAGUCUGCAGCUCUGCCACAGCAACUCUCCCAUCUGAGGCUGAGCCGCACCCAGUCAAAUAGCACGCCCUCCACACCAGAGAUGCGCGUGCACAGACAACUCUCCCUCAGGUUGUCCAACCCUGACUCUUCACAUGAAAAGGACCGUGGUCGCACCAGAGGUCCAAGGAGGCGACUGACAGAAUACACAGUAACUUUACCAGAGACGCCUCCCCCUGUGGUGAAUUAUGGAAGCCAUGCUAACUCUGAGGAUAGCCACUCAGAGCACUCUUACAAUAGCUCCCCGUGUCAGGAGUUGCCCUGUGAUUUGCCCAAACACUUUCAACCUGCAUUCCCGCACUCUAGCCCAGUUGGCAGCUACGGACCUCAAGUCUUCCCACGCACUGGCUUUUACCACAAUUCCAGGCACCAGUCCAGCCCCACAUUUCAGAAAGCCUAUUACAAUGAAAUGGUCUAUUCACCUGAUAUGGACAUUGCACGGAGCUAUUACGCCCAGCAGGCUCCCUGUCCUUCCAGCAGAUAUGACUAUUGGUAUAAAGACCCCGCUUUCCCUCAUCAAAGAGCACAGAGGCCUUUACCUCCUGAUAUCAGACUCUCCCCCUCCCCAGCUCAAUGGGACCACCCAAACUACUGCUCCAGUGGUGUCCCACGACAACUGGUGAGUGAACAUCUCAAGUCAUGGCAUCGGCGCAGUCAGGCGAAAUCACCCAGGUCCCGCUCUCUUGACCGACAGGGAGCAGUCAGAGUCAAAAACAUGUCCGUUCGGGAGACACCCUGCUACCAAAAUCCAACGUACCAUGAACAGGUUCUCCAGAGAAGGACUCUUCAAAGAACCGCAGACGACACUCAAGGGCACUGGGUUGUAGACGAUGGCUCUCACUUCAUAAGUCAAGUAUAAAGAGAUGAAAGUCGGGCACCAAACUGAGCGUGAUCACUCAAAGGCUGUAACUGGAUCAGUUCCCAUUAAACCAAAGUGAAGUAGUGAGAAAAUCAAGUUGGAUUAACUGUUAAUGCCCAUAGAGAAUUAUUUUUUUCAUGAAAGCUCACAUCGUCCUCUUUACCCGCCGGCCUGUCUUCUGGCAUACAGCAGGAGGAUGAAAUUCAAUCCAGUACAACAACAACGCAAACUAUGGCCAGAGUUACUAUAAAGUUGAAACAACACCCGUGACACAUUCUGAGUAAAGCUCAUUGAAGAGCAGUUGUAUUGGAUUUGGAGUAAAACUGUAAAGUGUGACUGUUGUUUUCAUCCACUCUCUGUAUGCGGUUCUGUAAUAACAGGUACAAAUUAAGCAUUGUGUGCUUGUUAAAUGAUAUGAAUGCAAAACGGGACAAAUGCUAUUUAUUGUUAUGUGCAAGUGAGGUGUCUUACGUCUGAUGCCAUAAAUCAGUUUCCAGCUCAAUACUGGUUUAUCAGUUUCUCAGAAAGCAGAGUCUCAUCAUCCCAUAGUUUCUGUGUUAUGAAAUACAGAGUCUUUGUGCAAAUGUAAGAUAAUCACAAAUGAAAUGGCAAUGGGCACCAAACUGGUUGCAGACAGCAGGAGCUCUUACACAGCAAUAGACACUAAAUUUGCUUAUUGUAAUUAGAUAUCGAGAAAUGUGAUUGUUUUGAAAAUAACUUUUCAUUCGGGUCAUGUUAAUUUAAGACCAAUUAUGAUUUCUUUCACGUUAAAUCAAUAUCAGAUGUAAAGAAGUCAGGUAAGCUGCUUUAUGUACUUGAUCAUGUGAUGUGACUUUCUUUAGCCAAAAACACACAAGUAGCCAAAUAAUGCUAAAUGUGGGAGAAUCAAGAAUGAGAUGCUCUGUUCUUGCUUUUUUUUUAGUUUGAGAAUAAGGGUCUCCCAUUCAUCUAGCCUUAUGAAGGAAAUAAAUCCAUGGUAAAAUAAUGUAAAUGAGCAACAUAUCCCUUUUUGAAGUGUUUGUAAUGUUAUAUUGAUUUUAGUCACCAUGUUAAUGAACUUGAGCUGCUUAAAUUUAAGUUCCAGGUUUGUCCUCUGUCGCUUAGUCUUGGAGUCAAAUUCGUCUUGUUUUUAUACUUACACAUGUCUGUGACUGUACCAGUUAACUUGAAUUUCUGACUGAUUUAAUCAAAAGUUGAAACUAGAAAUUAACUCACUCACAUGAGAUGCAAAGUAGCAUGUUAAGACAAAAGCAGAGUCUUGAUGUUUGGCAGCUAUUACUGUAUCAAUAGAAAUGUCCUGAGCUUUAACUGUAUCUUUUUCAGUGUCUCGUAAAGUGUUUUUAGCACCAGAUUUAACUCUAAGGUGAAUGGUAUUCAACACACUGCCAGUAUGUGAUGUACACAAGCAGAAACCCACGUCUCUCAGCCAAGCGAGAUUUUAUUAUAGAUCAUUAAAGAAUUAGAGUUGAUUACUACAAAUGCAGCAACAGCUAUACACUGACUGGUCUCACACAGUGAUCUAUUUAUGUAUUAAUUUAUUGUGAUUUGCACCAUUGGACCCGUGGAAAGUCAGACUUGAAAUAGAAGAAGACAUGGACCUGAGUUUGCAAAAUCUAGCAGCAGUAAAGACUGUGUGUAGUUUUUUAUAUAUAUAUAUGAAAGAACAGACCACAAUCAUGUUACCUUGUGUGCUGUGUGCCUCUUUUUCUCUUUUUUACUGUUUUCUAUUUAUCAGUUACAGUAGUUUAAGUGAACCUACUAAUGUGUUACAUUGCUGUUUUUUAAAGAUCUGUGAAAAUGUUUUUCCUGUGGAAGUAAAUAAAG
Messenger RNA from Toxotes jaculatrix (banded archerfish), 3954 nucleotides. It is a transcript of the gene inavab, whose product is annotated as innate immunity activator b. The record is from RefSeq and is a predicted model, not a curated record. Gene Ontology annotation, biological process: adherens junction maintenance; positive regulation of protein ubiquitination. Lineage: Eukaryota; Metazoa; Chordata; Actinopteri; Toxotidae. Bases 289 to 2130 code for a protein of 613 amino acids. The transcript is spliced from 10 exons.